CGCGUGACUGCUUCCUGUUAGAGCGGCAACAUGGCGGCGCCCUUAGCGGUCCAUCUGGAGUUCGGAGGAGGGGCUGAACUCCUGUUUGAUGGAGUGAAGGACCACCAUGUGACACUGCCUGGCCAAUCAGAUCCCUGGGACAUGAAGCAGCUGCUGGCGUGGAUUCGAGGGAACCUGCUGAAGGAGAGGCCCGAGCUUUUUGUGCAGGGAGACACUGUGAGACCUGGUAUUCUCGUAUUGAUCAACGAUGCAGACUGGGAGCUAAUGGGUGAGCUAGAGUACCAGCUUCAGGACCAGGACAACAUUGUGUUCAUCUCGACGCUUCAUGGAGGUUAACUGACUCUAAAGAACACUAUGCACAUAUCCACACCGCUUCACUGUCAAAGCUCUACGCCACCCAUCCUCCAUCCAGCAGCAGCCCUCUCAACCAAUCCAGAGAGCUGGUCCUGACUUAUUUUGAUUCGUAAGCCACUGAGAUGGGCUCUUGCUGGAGAGUGGGCUCAGAAGCAAGCGGUUUGUCCACUAGUCCCUGUAUUACCUGUCCUGCUUUAGAUGGAUGGGGUCAGACUGGGCGCGUUCAGAGGUCAUUCUGUCUAGCCAGUGUCCAGAUGGAUUCUCCAGAGACGUGGCCCGCCAAUCACUCCCAUCUCGAACGUUCGAAUUAUCAUUUUUAUUAGUUCAUGCUUGGACACCCUAAUUUGUGCGGAUGUUUAUCAUUUCGGGCCUUUUUCUCCUUUUGUUUUGAAUAAAUAAAUAUGAUUUUUUUAU
Messenger RNA from Colossoma macropomum (tambaqui), 768 nucleotides. It is a transcript of the gene urm1, whose product is annotated as ubiquitin related modifier 1. Gene Ontology annotation, cellular component: cytoplasm; nucleus. The record is from RefSeq and is a predicted model, not a curated record. Lineage: Eukaryota; Metazoa; Chordata; Actinopteri; Characiformes; Serrasalmidae. Gene Ontology annotation, biological process: protein urmylation; tRNA thio-modification. The transcript is spliced from 5 exons. Gene Ontology annotation, molecular function: protein tag activity. Bases 31 to 336 code for a protein of 101 amino acids.